Messenger RNA from Lytechinus variegatus (green sea urchin), 2584 nucleotides. RefSeq lists its product as uncharacterized. The record is from RefSeq and is a predicted model, not a curated record. The transcript is spliced from 3 exons. The coding region runs from base 572 to 2242 and encodes 556 amino acids. Lineage: Eukaryota; Metazoa; Echinodermata; Echinoidea; Temnopleuroida; Toxopneustidae.
CAUUCUAUUGUUACCUCGACCUGUCUACACUCGAGAAUGAAUAGAGGGAGGUAGAAAAAACUCUCAUAGGAGAAGGAGAAUGGACACAAUCAUGUAGUGGUCCGUUCAUAUUCUAUGCACAGUUAUGGCGAUUCGUGCCAAGGACUAAAUAUCGUACCAUCCUCACCGAAAAGAAGGCUGAAGGGGAGUACCUCAAUGAUUUUUUUUGGUACGAAACGUGUGCAAGCUUUACCUAUCUCGCAUUUAUUUCAUCAUUAUUUCAUAACGAUCGCAGACGUUGAUGAAAAAAAUCACUGCUGCAGAUCACUCUUUGACUGUUGGAUCGUCACCCGUGCGUGCGUGGAUUGUGGAUUUUCGGAUUUUCAGUGCGCAAAGGCCGAUCUUUGGAGCUAUGAUUGCAAGUGAAAAAAGACGCAGCUUUUUGAUGUAUUUUGAUAGGAGUGUAGGCUUAUAAAACAUUAAUUAACAACGAUCGUCAUCUCACAGGCUCCAGUCUGGGGAACGGUUUUUGGCAAGGUUAAUAAACAAGACGACUGGAACACAAUGCCAAACCCAAGCUAAGUUGACCUAUAUGGCAUCACAUCAAGUGAUUUUACGAUACGAUCCCCUACGAAGACACCAACAAGAUGGGACUAUGACCACUGCUUUACCGCCAAUAUCAAAUUCGAGCAACGAACACGACGAGAUCAAGGGAGAAGAAACGCAUCGUCGACAUCGGAGAUUGAUCUCCAUCAAAGACUUCGUCAAGAAGCAGAAACGAACAAGACAAAGUACAUCGACUCCGGUAACAGAUUACGAGAACACGAACGGGAACAAUUCGUCGGUUGUCAUCCAGGAAAUUAGACCAUCAUCAGCUGGAUUGCAGACAGCAUCAAGCCGACCGAGAAAGUAUGUGAGCAAAAGGAACACAAAUUCAAAAGUAGAACAGCGAUUGGUUAGGGCAAAGAGCAGUGGUUCGAAGCGUAUGAGUUAUCCACCAAGCGAGUUCCAUCGACAGGAGUUAGUGUCAUCGUCUUUUGCGCGACUUAGAAGGGACAAUUCCAAAUCAUGUCCUAUGUUGUGUGACUGCGCCAUGUAUGAGUUUGAUGACGAAGGUGGUGUUACACACCCAAGCCAAAAUAGUGUAGAUGAAUUUCCUCCACACGAAAAUGGGAUCGAUAGAAUCAAGAGCAGCGAUAGAACAAAUUGCGAUAGAUUCAGGGUAAGGACAAAGAGCAAGAGCUCCAAGAAAGAUGACAUCAUAAGUGUUCGACCACCUAAGCCACCUUCUUGGCAAAACUUACAAACGCCUUCCCAGCAAAACCUCUCUGAACCGGAAGUGAAAACUAAUCCCAAACCUAGCCAUGCUUCAGAGAUGUUGAAAAAGAUAGGUCGUUCAAAGAGUGAAGAGAUUGGGAUGCAGAGGCACGACCGAAUUCAAGAAUCGGUGAGCUAUAGGCCAUCCAAAGCACCUUCUUGGCAAACAGUAGCCACACAGGGAGGGUCAUAUGAUGCCGAUGGGAAUGUGGAAUCAACAUCAAGGUGGUCAGGGUUUGCCACCAGUGAAGGAUCCGGGAAUCACAGACAACUAGAACCUUCUUACAAACCACCGAAGCCACCAUCUUGGCAAACUGUUCCGGCUGCACCCGAAGAAGUGACCAUCGAUACAAAACAAACUGAAAAUACCGUGCCAACUAUUAUUGUCCCAUCCAACCCUUCUGGCCGUUCAGAAGCACGAGCGGACGGACGAUGCGCGAGUGCCGGUUCAUCAAGAUCGACAAGAUCACCUGCUAAGGUUCAAGGCGACGACGAUGUCGACAAUGAUGACAGCAAUUCGCCGGACAAUGCGCAAGCAACAGCCACGAACAAAUCACGUGGUUUACGGCGAUCGAAUAUCAAGCGCACGCGGAGUCGGAUGAUCGACGCGCGUGAGAUACCCAAGCAGGAUUCAGUCAUACCCCUGUCUCAAACAAAGCCAUCAGAAUUUCACUUGCGAGAAACCCACCAUGAUAACGAUGUGUAUCUCAGCGAGAACGUUGAACGAUGUCGACAGUGGCUAGCAGGAUUGUUGGGUGACGAAGGUGAUACGUUGGCGAAGACGAGUUCAAGGUCUCAUCGAGGAGCUGCUGCACGUUAUGAUUCAGAUGACGAUGAUGAUGAUGAUGAUGAACUAGUCACGUGUGAUUUAGAACUAUCACGUGAUAAAUGGAUGUAUGUCGGGUCACCAUACCCUUCAUCGAGUUCUGAGGAUGGUGAUGACUAAUGUUUAUUUUACAACAAACCUUUAAUUCUUGUUCUUCCGUGCAAUGUGCAGUGGUAUUUGAAAUUGUUUCAUGGACUCAUUUGAUAUCCUGUUGACGACGACGUAUCAUCAAGAAGCAGUUGUUGUUAAAGUGUUACUGUGAUUUGUUACUUACUGAUAUCACCAGUUAUUUACACGAAUCUCUAAUAUUACGUAGAGCUUGUUACUAUUUCUUAAUAAUUGUAAUCUAGACAGCGGCAGUGCUCUGGCCCAAAUGUGUGCAAUUCCAAGUCUAGAAUAAUUGUUACCUGUGGGUGAACCUUUGGUCCUUCUUGACGUAACCUUGAAAGAUGAUGAAUAGUA